UUGGCGUCCGUGAUAAGAGGGAUACGUGGAUCCCACGGGAGCUUGUUGACCAAUUCCAUUCGCUCGGAGAUGUUGACGCCGACUUUGUCGAAGAGAUUCUGAACGAGCUCGGUCUGAGCGAGCUUGUUCAUGUCGAGCAGGUCUGUCAAUUUGAACGGCUCCGCUGGCUUCUUGGGAACAGUGCCAGGACCUCCAGGCGGCCCACGAAUGAACGUGGGCGCAGCACCUUCGGCGGUGACGGCCUGCCCGGGCCUCCAGCCCUCAGAGAAAUACUGCGCCGUCGCAGAUGCGGCCAAGGCAAGGACGGUCAGGACCUUCAUGGUGGUGCAAAAGGGAGGUGGGUAGGUGCCCAGGCACACCAUUUGAUCUAGGUGAUAACCUGGGUGAUCUCGAUCACCAUCAUAUCUCUUCCCUCGCUGGCACACGCACAGACGGAAUCUACCGCGCAGGUCGUGCUCCGAAAGUGCUGAACUCACGGGACAAUCUUACUUCUUGUACCGAAACCCCAUCCUCUUUGGCUGACGUUCAUUUGGCGGUGGCACGGCAACGUCGCCUAAUUGAAAACACACUGUUUGCACUUCUCGCCUUGCCGACCAUGGUUCGCGCGCGCUGCUUGGCCCUCGCAUUCGGCCUUUUCUCUGCCCUCGGUUCCAAUGCAGCUCCGACGGAUGUCCCAUCCGCAGCAUCUUUCUACGUGCCGUCAAUACCAGACAUCCACCAAGACCCCAAUAACCCAUUGACUAUCUUCGCGGGUCACAUACAAGCGGACCCGGACGCUGCCAAGGCCAACGCGAAGGAUGUGACUUCUCAUCUGUACUUCGUACUCGUGAAGAAUCGACGCGUGGCGGACAAGCAGCGGGUAAUGUUCUGGUUCAAUGGCGGCCCAGGGUGCUCGUCCUUCGAUGGCCUCAUGAUGGAGGUUGGACCGUGGAGGAUGGAUGGCAAGGGCGGCUUCAAAGUCGAAGAGGGUGGAUGGGAGGAAUACAUGACAGUGGUCUACGGUUCGCCGUCCUCGACUGAUGGACUAUCGCAGCAUGCUCAUGUCGUGUCCAGUUGACCAGCCUGUCGGGACAGGGUUCUCAUACGGCAGCUCGGACAAGUACGUCCACACGAUGGAAGAGGCCGUCGCCCAAUUUAUGGAAUUCCUGGGAAACUUCUACAAAGUAUUCCCUGAAUACCAGCACAUGGAC
Molecule: messenger RNA, 1190 nt
Organism: Mycena citricolor
Lineage: Eukaryota; Fungi; Basidiomycota; Agaricomycetes; Agaricales; Mycenaceae
Source: the annotation of a GenBank genome assembly